Ahaetulla prasina is the source of this 1504-nucleotide messenger RNA. RefSeq lists its product as uncharacterized. The record is from RefSeq and is a predicted model, not a curated record. The transcript is spliced from 12 exons. Bases 85 to 1032 code for a protein of 315 amino acids. Lineage: Eukaryota; Metazoa; Chordata; Lepidosauria; Squamata; Colubridae.
CACACACAUUAUACAUGGAGUCAGCUAAACUACAAGGAAAAUCGGAUUAGAUGUUUCUUAAUAUAUUUCUUGGCAGAGCAUGUUAUGAGUGAAACUAAGCAGAUUUCAGAAACCUAUGUAGCUGUCAAUAAAGAAACCAAGAAUGCAAAGGACACUUGGAUAGCAGCCAAAGGAUCUUCCAUCUUUCAGUCCAGGCAUAUGAAUAUAUGUUUGAGAGAACAAAUUACCUAUCUCCUUAAUGAAGGGAACAACAUCAAAGCAAAUAUUUGGGAUCUACAAGAUACUAUGAGGAUCAUGAAAGCUGAACUCAAAAGGAUAAAGCAAGCUGAGGAAGCCAUCGCUUUCUUAGAAACAGACAUGGAAGCAGUUAAGAAAAGACAGCAGGAGGAGAGUGAAACAGCAUUUUUAGAGGAGGAAUUUCUGCAAAAACUGGAGAAAGACAAUGAAAAUUUGCAUAUGAGAAUCUUCAUGCUUUCUGAGAAGAGCUCAGCUUUGACAGCAUCAAAGAAUAUCAAUCAGCGGAACUACCUUCAGCUCUGCUGUUAUGUCAAUAAGCUACAGAGGGAGCUUCAAGAAUGCAAACUGAUUUGUGCAGAGGAAGAUGAGGUUUUCAGAAAGAUGAAACACCAAAUUCAGGAGCUAGAAGAAUACGUACAAGAAUACGAAGUAAAAAUACAGAUUCUUCAAGACAGAGAAAAAAUUGUGCAGAUUGAGCUGUCAGCCAUUGAGAAAGAGAAGGCCCGGUGUCACAGCAACUUUCCAGGAAGAAAAAAUAAGAAUGGAAGAGAGGCCUAUGAAACAGCAGCUUUGUGGUGGUGGAAGCUAGCCUGGGUUUUUAUUAUUUUGUGGCAUUUUGCUGGAAUCCUGCUGGUGAUACUCCUCACUGUGCUUCUAGUCAUACUGUUUGUUCUUGGUGUCUGCCUUUCAAACCAUACAGUCACAGAGGCAUACCAACGACCCUUAUGGUGGUUUUUGGACUAUUAUAUCCAGCCACAUAUGCAACUGUAUAGUACUGGCCUCUUACCAAAGUGAUGCCAGAAUCAAAAAGAGCUGCUGACUAAAGAGAUCCUGUCAUUAUAAUGUAUAUGAAUGUGGAUAAAGCUGAUAUCCUAUCAAAAAUUUCCAGGGCUGAAUUAUUUCAACUGAAAUUCCUUGCAGACCUGCUCAAUUUACCAUGCUAAAUAAGGCAACUCUGUGUGGUUGACACUCAGGACACUUGAACCAUACUGUUUUCUCUGCCUGCUUGAAUUUAAAGAUAGCAUAAGAAAAGUCCAUACCAAAGGCCUAUCUAAUCUUCCUCCCAAUAGUGGUCUGAGUCAGCCAUUAUGGCCCAUUAUACCUUCUAUGAAUCUAAUUUCAAAGCAGACCUAUUGGUAGCAGUUUCCUUAGUUUAGCUUUGUGCUAGUUAUUUUCUUUUCUCUGAUAAGUGUAUCUCCCACACUCAGUGUCAUUGAAAAUGCCAAAUUCUAGAAUAAUGAAAAGAAUUGUUUAUCCCCUUUCUUUA